Molecule: messenger RNA, 1683 nt
Organism: Actinia tenebrosa (Australian red waratah sea anemone)
Lineage: Eukaryota; Metazoa; Cnidaria; Anthozoa; Actiniaria; Actiniidae
Product: KICSTOR complex protein kaptin
Biological process (GO): negative regulation of TORC1 signaling; cellular response to amino acid starvation; actin filament organization
Cellular component (GO): actin cytoskeleton; lamellipodium; KICSTOR complex
Molecular function (GO): actin filament binding
Source: RefSeq, a predicted model, not a curated record
ACCCCAGAUCCCUAAAGUCUAAAAUCAACAUGGCGGCCGAUGUGAAAGUCAAAUUUGAAGAAGCUCAUUUCACCUCUCUUCCUUCCCAAACAAAUAUCUACGGACUGACUAGUGUAUCAGACGAACCAGAAACUYGUAAAGUUUUAGUUUCUUCAUUAAAAGGAAGAGUAUUUCUGGUCGAAUAUGGAAAUAAAUGGGACAAUCCUGUGAGUCGUGAGCUGCCCUUCACCUACAUCCCUGCAGGAGAUGCUGAGAUUGUAUCUAUAGAUUCUUUUGUACGACCAGGAAGUAAGGGUCAUGGGUUGGUGGUUGGUAUUUCUUUUAUACUCUUCAAUGUUCAUAGUUCUCAUGGUAACCAGAAAMAGUUUCUCAACAUUUACUCUUGUGUUGAGGAAGGAAAUGAAUAUUGCUUGGAUAGUAUUGCAGAAGGCUGUCAACACAUUGAACUAGAUUUUAUACCAUUCCAACUUUACCAUACAUYGAUAAGAAACGGAGAAACAGUUGAAAAUGUAUUUUUGUUGGCAGGAAGUGAUCAUAAGGUUCACAUGUACCGUGAAGUGAUGGAAGCCRACCAUCAGUCUUUUAAAGAACAGGAGAUAGAGGCUUUCUUCCCUGAACUGCAAAAUCUUCCAAGCAGUGCUAUGUGGAUGGAUAUCCAAGAAAAAUCUGAAAAMCAGAGACUGACAGCAGUGGGAUGUCAAAAUGGGUUUGUUCAGCUGUCUGUUGUUGAUAUUCAAGAACAACCAAGCAUAACAAGCCAAUGGACAGUCCAGCAUGAUGGACCCAUUUCUUCAUUGAGRCUUUUCACAAUCCCAACAACAAGAACAAACACACUGUCAGAUGCAUCAUCUACUGAUUUGCAUGAAGAAAAGUAUUACUUAUUAGUAUGCUGCACGAUAGAACCAUGUUCUUUAUAUGUCGAUGUUUUAAGUCAGGGUUUUAAGCGAUUGGUUACUCUGCCAGAUUCAGACAAGUUUGAUUGUGUGCUGUGUACCUGUAUAGCAGAUGUUGAUUGGGAUGGCAAUAAUGAAAUCCUACUUGGCACAUAUGGACAGGAGUUAUUGGUCUACAAAUUAACCAGUCGUUCUGAGAAUGAUUCCUCACUUGACAUGACCACUACAUGGCAGAGGAGUUUCUCCAGUCCCUUGUUUGCUAUUGACUAUCUUGAUAUGACUGGUGAUGGUGUACGUGAAAUAGUUGUAGCCUGUCUAUCUGGAUUACAUAUAUUACAGCAUCAGCUUGAUGAUGUAGCUAAAGUCUGUACAACAAGAAUAUGAAUGAAUAGGGAAUGCUUCACAAUAAUUAUGCAAUAAUAAAAUAUCUGUAACUAAGGAAUAUGAAAUGUGCACAUGUCUCUCUAAGUCUGUCAUAUAAACAUGAUGGGAGCUGUAGAGCAUGACAGAAGCAAGCUUAGGAACAUGAGGCUUUGCUUUCUAAUAUUAUUAUUGAGCGAUUUUGUACAAGCGUGUCUCUGCCCUCUGAUAUAAAUACAGUAGCCAGCCAUAAGUGCAAGUGUUUUAUCUCGAAUAUUUUAUAAAAUGCUGUUCUCUAGUCAAGAGAACACUUGUGAUGGCUUGAUCUUUUUCAUAUUUUCAUGUGGAAAGGCCCCGGUAGUGUCAAGAUUAGCCAAUUUGUAAAUAAUGUAAUUAUUUGAUGCCUCAUGCUUUUAAACCUGAAAAAAUA